CAAGCCGCUGCUGCGAUUCCUAUGGAGAGAUUUACAGAAAGAUAAACCGGCAGAGGUAUAUGAAUGGCAAGUGCUUCCCUUUGGAACUACAUGCAGUCCCUGCUGUGUUACAUUUGCUUUACAGAAGCAUGUUCAGGAUCACAGUGAGUCCAUAGACACACAGGUUUCCGUGGAGAAAUCUUUUUAUGUUGACAACUGCCUUCAAAGCUUCACCUCCAGUGAAAUGGCCAAAGACCUAGUAGACAGACUCUGCAGCCUCUUAAGCUCGGGAGGCUUUGACUUAAGGCAGUGGGCGAGCAAUGAUCCAUCAGUCAUCAGUCACUUACCAACUGACGUUCAAUCCCAAAGCAGCAUUCAGUGGCUUAGUGAAGGUCAUCAGAACGCACAGGAGUCAACUCUUGGUUUGCACUGGCACUGUUUAUCAGACACCUUGUCAUAUAAACCUCGCAACCUUGACCACUCCCCACCUACAAUGCGGAGCAUCUACCAUGUUCUAGCCAGCCAGUAUGACCCCAUUGGCUACAUUGUGCCAUUUACUACACGAGCCAAAGUAAUUGUGCAGAGAUUAUGGGACAAGAAGAGAGAGUGGGAUGACCCUAGAUUGCCUGAGGAACUGUUAAGCUCAUGGAAAGCCUGGGUGAACGAGCUGGACGAAUUACAGAACAUCAACUGGCCAAGGUGUUACUGUAGCAAAGAGCUCGAUCAUCAUACUAGUGUAAGGCAGAUUCAUAUUUUCUGUGAUGCUUCAGAGCAAGCUUACGGCUCCGUAGCAUACCUGCGGACGGAAGACCAGGGUAGAGUGGAAGUAGCCUUUGUCACCGCCCGAUCCCGUGUAGCUCCUAAGAAACAGCAAACCAUUCCUCGCUUGGAGCUAUGCGCAGCUCUGACUGGCGCACAACUUGCAAAAGUUUUGAGAACAGAGCUAACUUUGCCUAUCCAAAGCAUUACUCUGUGGUCUGAUUCCACAACUGUGCUUAACUGGCUUCUGUCACAAUCUUGCCGAUUCAAAGUGUUUGUAGGCACCAGAGUGGCUGAAAUACAGAAGCUCACGGAGUCUGAUACCUGGAGGUAUGUGCCUUCACAGGACAACCCUGCAGAUGACAUCACGAAAGGUAGAUCUAUCCGUGACAUAGGCCGUGAAAGCAGAUGGUACAGUGGGCCCAAAUUUCUUAGCCAAACAUCUCAUAGCUGGCCAGAGAUGCUGCCGCUAACCACCACUAAUCAUGACAACGAACUGAGAAAGUCUGCCUUUUGUGGUUUAACAACUUCCACUGUGCCUACACCAGACCUGCAGCAGUACUCAACCUAUACAGAUUUGCUGAAAGCCUAUAUUCAACAUGACAAUACACCAACAGCAGAUGACUAUAAAGGAGCAGAGCUGGCAGCUCUUCGUAAGAUUCAAACUGACUCCUUCGCAGAGGAACUGUCAUGCUUAAGAGCAAACAAACCCUUGCCAAAACAUAGUCGAUUGUUAUGCUUAGCUCCUGAAUUCGAUGAUGUCAUAGAACUUAUACGUGUUGGUGGCCGCCUCCGUCAAUACAGCCAACUGGAAGAAGAUGCCAUUCAUCCUAUCGUCCUUGACUCACGCCACCCAAUUACCAAACUAAUAAUCAAAGAAUAUGACAAUCAAUUGCAUCACCCAGGGCCAGACAGGGUGUUUGCUGAGCUUCGAAGAAAGUACUGGGUGUUACGUGGACGAGCAGCAGUCAAAAGUCACCAACGGCAAUGCACAGAGUGUCAAAGAUGGCGGGGACAACCACACCCUCCCAAAAUGGCAGAUCUUCCUCAGGCCAGAUUAAGGAUCCAUCAACCAGUAUUUUAUUCCACGGGUGUAGACUGUUUCGGACCUUACACUAUAAAAGUGGGACGUAGGAAUGAAAAGAGAUGGGGAAUCAUUUUUAAAUGCAUGACCUCACGGGCAGUCCAUAUUGAUAUACUUACCAGUAUAGACACAGAUUCCUUCUUGAUGGCCCUACGGAGAUUCAUAGCCAGACGCGGCAAACCCUUUGAGCUCUUGGCAGACCAGGGUACCAAUUUCAGAGGAGGAGAAAGAGAACUAAGAGAAUCAUUUAUGGCUCUUCAUCCUGAGUUACAAGCUCACCUCGCCAGCCAGCAGAUAAGAUUUCUCUUUAACCCACCCAGUGCACCUCACUUCGGAGGAUGCUGGGAGAGAGAAAUACGUUCUCUAAAGGCAGCGCUUCAAGUCACACUUGGCGCCCAGACGGUCAGUGAAGAAGUACUGAGAACAGUCCUUAUAGAAAUAGAAGGUAUUCUCAACUCCAAACCCAUUGCCUACACCUCUUCUGACAUUGCGGAUCCAGACCAAGUAACUCCAAACCUCUUGUUGAUGGGGCGGCGGGAUGCCUCAUUACCUCAAGUCACAUACCAUGAUUCUGAACUCUUAAGCCGUAGAAGAUGGAAGCAUAGUCAGCUCCUCGCUGAUCACUUUUGGAGACACUUUAUUCGUCACUACCUACCAAACCUUCAGAUUAGGCAGAAAUGGAAAACAGGAGGAACUGAUCUGCAGAUUGGAGAUACCGUUAUGAUCAUAGACCAGCAAUUGCCACGUGCUUUGUGGCCUGUGGGAAAGGUUGUUCAGGAACAUCCUGGAACUGAUAAGAGAAUUAGAUCGGCAGAGAUACAGGUGAAAGACAAAACUUACACCCGACCUGUAGCCAAGUUAGUAUGUCUGCCCCCUCUCCAUGAUUAACUCCCAUCCUGGACUGAUAGAAAGAUGAGCCACUUUUAUAAAUCAAAUUCACAAGGUGAAUUUGGGGGCGGCUGUAGAAACUAAAUGCCUACUACAUGGACUUUCCCAAACACCCCUAUCGUUUCAUCAGAAAUGGACUGUUCCAAAAGUUCGCACUGGGGUUGCUAGGUUACGGAGCGGGAGAGAGAACCGUAUAGCGGAGUUGGCUGCACGUUGUAGAUAGUUUAUAGACCGAAACAGGUGGAUUAAGUGCCAAAUUAUUGAAGUGUUUAUUGAUUAUGUAUACGUGUGCGUGCAUCACGAUAACCACACAUUUCUUAUUCAAUAAACAAACCUACAUUUCUUGAGAUAUCGUUGUCUUGACCAGCAACCUGUAGCCUUCAGCAAUCCAACCAGUGGUUGAAAAAGAGAUUUUACA
Molecule: messenger RNA, 3128 nt
Organism: Misgurnus anguillicaudatus (oriental weatherfish)
Lineage: Eukaryota; Metazoa; Chordata; Actinopteri; Cypriniformes; Cobitidae
Source: RefSeq, a predicted model, not a curated record